UGCAUAUGUAUUCUGCUUGCUUGUGACUUCAGUGGCCAAGAGCUUAACAGUGCAGAAGUGGAAUUAAACGACGGCUGAAGCAAAUAGAAUAAUCGUUAACUGAUAAAAUGUCGGCGGAUAAUCAAGCUGCCCCACAAGAGCCCACCCCCAAUGUCGCAGUGGUGUCAGCCGCCUCCUCAGAAUACCUGAAACGUACCUGCCUCAUUUGCGGCUGCCAUACAAAUCAAACGAUAAAUAUUUACGAGCCGCGCUCUGGACCUAAUAUUGUGCAACUAAUUCAGGCAAAAUUUAAAUUUCAGCCGAUCAACGAGGACAAGUACCUUUGCUUCAGCUGCAACAAUUGGUUGAUCAAUUGGCACUCAUUGCAGGCGAUGAACAGCAACGAUGCUGACAGCCAAAGCCCCUCCCACAUGAGCAGUAGCAACAGCCUGGCCCAGGAACAGGAUCAGGCGGCCGGGGCCCCUCGAAUUCAAGUGUCUGCAAAAGUGCGGCCGGUAGCUUGCGUCCGGCCACGCCUAUUGCUGGAUUAUAACCCACCGCUUAGUACCACAUCCGCAGAUGCAAAACAGGCCUCUACACAGUCCAUAAGAACGGCCAUGCCUAUAAGCUACACAAAGCGAAGCUUUCGCCGAGGUGCAGCCGUGCUACGGACACACAAAAUGCGGCACAAUUGUUGGACCCGCGGGCAUAAUAUUAUUUUCCGACAGAUCCUAACGGCGGUGAAGCCAUCAUUACCCGAUCCUAAGCGAGCCGCUCUGUCUCGUUGCAGAAUAUGUCGGCAAACUGCGAAGCGUUUGCGGAACAAAGCCAAAAGUCUAGUCAAAAAAGUUAAUCAGCUUUCACAAACCACAUUUUAUAGCCAUAACCAAAGUGAACAGCAGAAAACCCAAAAAUACCAGCAGCCACGCGUGGAUGGGAAAGUGGUAGCCAUGUUUCGGCGCCUAGGCACUACACUGAGUAUGGAGCAGCCUGAGUGCGCAUGGCUGGGGCCGCCUAAAAUUAUGAGUCCUGUCAAACAACGUCCUUGUUGGAUGCAGAACUUGGAAAACGAUGAGAUAUUGCUGGAAUUUCGGAAUUCAAUAUCGGAAGUUCUUCCAAACACCACAGGAUCAACCACAAAAAGGGCGCGCCGCCGACUGUGCUAUCAGAUUUCCGACAUGGAAGAGAAAUGCAAUAUGCACGUUGGCAACCACAUUAACAAUGAAAAAUCUCAAGUUUCCCAAGAGACUGGAAUCAACGGAACUGAUGUGGAUUUAAAGCUCAGUAAUUUUCGAUUGCCACAGGGUCUCAGCAUUACGUUAGUUUAAGAGCUCAAAAAAACGAGCAAGCUCAAAUAAAUAUGUUAGUCAAAUUUUAUGUAGUGUAAACAACGCACAUAAACCAAAUAAGCAACAAAACAAACAAUUGCGUUAGUAAAUGUAUGAAAAUUGUUGAAUUCAAUAGCAGGUGUGAGCCUGGAACGUUUUAUUUUUAAGUCCUCAAGUUAGUGAUUAAUAACAAGAAACAAGCCUGCAAAAGAUUUAUUUUUUUUGGGCUGCAAAGAAGGGCUAAGAAUUUAAUUUAAUUUUAUGUAUUUAAGCAACAUAAAUGUAAGUUAAGCAA
Molecule: messenger RNA, 1602 nt
Organism: Scaptodrosophila lebanonensis
Lineage: Eukaryota; Metazoa; Arthropoda; Insecta; Diptera; Drosophilidae
Product: protein phyllopod
Exons: 2
Coding region: 108-1307 (399 amino acids)
Cellular component (GO): nucleus
Molecular function (GO): zinc ion binding
Source: RefSeq, a predicted model, not a curated record